AUGCUCGCCAUCUUACCUCUUAGCAUCGAGCUCUCCGACAGCUCAGGGGUGUUGCGUGCGCCUCAUCAAAAAGACCAGGCCAGCAAUCCUCCCUUACCAAGUUCGCCAGCUUGGACCACCGGAUCAACAACAGCUCACUCACCACCCAUAACAACCUUCUCCCACAUCUCUUACCAGCUCCUUCAGCCCAACAACAGCCGGGGCCGCCGCAUUCACCUCCUUACCCUCCCCCUCGAGGUCCGCCUCCUCAUUUACCACCACCUCCUGUCCUUAACCCCAAUGUGGCCCCGUGAUCUCAGCGGCCCGAGCCACCCGCUCCCCCAUCAUGGCAGUGGCCAGCCCCAGCACGACGGCACAACCUACUUGCUCCUCCGGCCACGCCUCCCCGGUCUACAUCCGCCAUAUCCACAUGAUCCGCAUGCAGUUCCGUCAGCUGCGGGUUACCUCCCGUCAUCGCUCCUGUGCACCAACCGACAAAUCUACAACGAAGCGCGCCUGGUUCCCUUCCACCACAACGAGUUUGCCUUUGUGAGUUGGUUCUUCUCCGGCCUGUCGGCUGCGCGGGCAUUCGUCGCGCGCCUGGCCGGAUGGCAGCGCGAUGGGCUGCGGUUCGCGCGGUUGGAGAAAGUGCUGGCGGCGGAUCUGGUGGAGGAAGGGCGGGUGCGCAUGUGGGAGGAGCUGUGCGGUUUCUGGGAGAACGGGCUGCAAAGGUUGAGGCUCAAAAUUGAGCUCGGGCCGGUGAAGAUGGAGCAGGAGGUCUGGAAUCGCGAUGAGGAGGGACUAUCAAAGGAACGCUGUGAAGUCCAGGGAUUGGCAUCGAGAUGA
Molecule: messenger RNA, 825 nt
Organism: Canariomyces notabilis
Lineage: Eukaryota; Fungi; Ascomycota; Sordariomycetes; Sordariales; Chaetomiaceae
Exons: 3
Coding region: 1-825 (274 amino acids)
Source: RefSeq, a predicted model, not a curated record